Messenger RNA from Dipodomys spectabilis (banner-tailed kangaroo rat), 2526 nucleotides. RefSeq names its product sialic acid binding Ig like lectin 15 (gene Siglec15). Gene Ontology annotation, cellular component: plasma membrane. Bases 1 to 1008 code for a protein of 335 amino acids. The record is from RefSeq and is a predicted model, not a curated record. The transcript is spliced from 6 exons. Gene Ontology annotation, biological process: regulation of bone resorption; regulation of actin cytoskeleton organization; regulation of osteoclast development. Lineage: Eukaryota; Metazoa; Chordata; Mammalia; Rodentia; Heteromyidae.
AUGGAAGGGUCCAUCAGACUCCUGGCCUGCUUGUUGUGUGUCAUCCCAACGGAAUCAUUUGUGAGAACUAAAAGAGACACUGCUGGGGAUUUGCUCAACACCGAGGUGCACAGUGCGCCGACCCAGCGCUGGUCCAUGCAGGUGCCGGCCGAGGUGAGCGCGGCGGCGGGCGAGGCCGCGGUGCUGCCGUGCACCUUCACGCACCCGCACCGCCACUACGAGGGGCCGCUGACGGCCAUCUGGCGCGCGGGCGAGCCCUACGCGGGCCCGCAGGUGUUCCGCUGCGCGGCGGCGCGCGGCAGCGAGCUCUGCCAGACGGCGCUGAGCCUGCACGGCCGCUUCCGCCUGCGGGGCAACCCGCGCCGCAACGACCUGUCCCUGCGCGUCGAGCGCCUCGCCCUGGCCGACGCCGGCCGCUACUUCUGCCGCGUCGAGUUCGCGGGCGACGUCCACGACCGCUACGAGAGCCGCCACGGCGUCCGGCUGCGCGUGACGGCCGCGCCGCGGAUCGUGAACGUCUCGGUGCUGCCCGGCCCAGCGCACGGCCUCCGCGCGCUCUGCACCGCCGAAGGGGAGCCGCAGCCCGUCCUCGCUUGGUCGGGCCCUGCCCUGGGCAACAGCUCGGUCCCGGCGCAGGGCCAAGGUCAUGGCUACCAGGUGACCGCAGAGCUGUCCGCGCUGACCCACGACGGCCGCUACACGUGCACCGCGGCCAACAGCCUGGGCCGGGCGGAGGCCAGCGUGUACCUGUUCCGUCUCCGAGGCGCCACGGGGGCCUGGGCGACCGCGCUGCUUCUCGGCGCGCUGGGCCUCAAGGCGCUGCUGCUGCUGGGCCUUCUGGUCUCUCGAGCCACGCGCCGACACCCAGAACACUCAGUUACCCAGGACACCCCAUCCCGGCCCCAGGCUCAGGAGUCCAGUUAUGAAAACUUGAGUCAGAUGAACCCCCGAAGCCCAACAGCUGCCAUAUAUUCCCCUCGGCCAUCAACAUCCAUUUGUGGACCGUAAGAAGUGAAGGCUGGCACCAGAUGUGGCUGGUUUGCCUCCCCCCAGGCCCUUUGGCAGCUCCCAGCUGAGCAAGCCACAAGAGGGACAAGACUGCUCCCAGGAAUUCAUCUGGCCUCCAACUUGAAUAUGCUUCUCAAAUCCCAUAAUACUGAUUCCAGUAUGGUCAACAUUCUGAAAAUAUGUGUGUGCACCUAUAAGCCUCAGCAUGAAACUUCUAGAAAAACUCCCCUCUACCUUCAUUACUUUGAACCCCAUAGUAAAGCAGACAGGAAAUUAGUCAUAAGGGAUAGAAGUCCAGACUUUGUCCUGGUUUGUCCCCAACUUACCGUGCAGAUGAGGUAACUUCCUAUACCCCUCUAAGAUUCAGUUCUUCCACUGUUGAACAUUAACAGUAAUCCUCCCCUCUGGCCGCUAUGUCCAUUUGGGUCUGUAAAACGGUAGAGCUGAGUAUGAGGCUGAGAUCUGGGCCUUUGGCUCUUCAGAGUUACUAUGGCACCCGCAUGAGUUUUGUGGAGAACAGAGUUGCAGAGUUAAGACUGGAGCUGGGCCUGGGCAAACUAUGAUCAGAGGAACAUCAAAUAUAGAAGCUGAGUAGCAAGGAGAGGCUUUGGAGCCCCUGCUUCCUGUGAUUUCCCUUGUGGCCAUCCCACAGCCGUACUACCUACCUGUGUGAUACCUUGUCAGCUGCUCUGCAUUGCCAUAAGCGGCGAUCUCCAGGAAAAGGCAACUGAAAACAUGCUGUCUCAGAACAUCUGGAGACCAUGUCUCAAGGGCUGAAGGCUGGUAGAACUGAGGGGAGAUCUGUGUUUUGGUAAAUAAAGCAGCUUUGACUCUGACUUCUAUUUACAGCCCACACCCACCCAGGAAGUGCAAAGUCCAGAAGCACUGGCAAUUUUGUUAUAUUCCUGAAGCCAGCCAAGCUAACUUGGAAGGGUGCUAUAUUCCUUCUCCACACUAAUGAGUAUAACUUUUGGUUCUCUUAAGAGACAGGGAGAAGUAUGCUUAGGGCCAGGUGAGCAGGCCAAGAGGAAAGGGCCCCAGGGUAGAGGACUAAGGGCAUGCUACUUAUUUGGGGAGAUACUCAGAAGGUUGAGGGCAGUGGUUUCCAGGCUUCCCGCUGUAGCAGGCCAUCAGUGCAGGUGGGUGCAGCUCAUGGUUGCCUUGGGAUACACCCAGAAGCUUGUCCACCUAGGCAUUAUCUGAGCUGUUCAGAGGGCACAGGAGUUGGCAUGCAUACCUCCUUGUAGAGGGAUACCCAUAGGCCCUUCCAAGCAAUACUUUAUCACCAAGCACAAAGUUAGAGACCCAAGAGUGAUGUGGUCGAACAUCUGCUUAGCCUCCUUAAAGCUAGUUUCAUAGCCAGGAAAAAUGGUGAUAGGAAUUAUGAUUGUUCAUAUAUCUGCUUUGUGAUUGACAGAAAUGUUUGAAGUUAUCUGUAUCAGUCAAGGUGGACUAGAUUGUACUGUAAUAACAAAUCCCAAAAUCACAGUAGUAAAAACAAUAAGGUUUAUUUUCAUA